Selaginella moellendorffii is the source of this 1090-nucleotide messenger RNA. Its product is annotated as ribonuclease HII. Gene Ontology annotation, cellular component: ribonuclease H2 complex. The transcript is spliced from 9 exons. The record is from RefSeq and is a predicted model, not a curated record. The coding region runs from base 6 to 1013 and encodes 335 amino acids. Gene Ontology annotation, molecular function: RNA-DNA hybrid ribonuclease activity; RNA binding. Gene Ontology annotation, biological process: mismatch repair; DNA replication, removal of RNA primer. Lineage: Eukaryota; Viridiplantae; Streptophyta; Lycopodiopsida; Selaginellales; Selaginellaceae.
AAUGCAUGCUAGGGUUUAUCGGGGAUUUUCCAGCAGCCAUGGUGGCGCGGCGAUCCAAGGCUCCGGUUCCGGCAGCGCCAAGCAAACGCUUGUCCAUCGCGAAAAAAAGUGGAAAUGUGAAGAACAAAGCAUCAGUGCCGACUAGUGCAACGCCUCCUCGAGUCAAGACACGGAGAAACAAGAAUGCUGAUCCACCUGAACUGGAGCCGAGAAAACCAUCAUCCAGGGGCAAGAAAGCUGUGGAGAAUCAAGCGGACAAGAGUGAUCAAGGUCACACGAGCAAACGGGGAUGCAAGAAAGCGAAAAAACACCCGGAAGGAAAAUCAUCUCAUCCAGGAGAAAAUCACAGAAAAAAUGUGAAGUCUACAGCCUUGAAACGGGUCCCGAGCCGAGACUUGGAGAUCGAGCUUUGGAAAACGGGCUUCCAUCGCGUUAUAGGCGUGGAUGAAGCAGGAAGAGGACCUCUCGCUGGUCCUGUCGUUGCUGCUGCUUGCAUCAUUCCGGAGGACGUCGAUAUCCAAGGCAUCGAUGAUAGCAAGAAGCUCACAGCCGAGAAGCGAGAGCAGCUCUACUCGCAAAUCACAUCCACUCCGGGGGUCCGUUUCUCGAUUUGCGUUGUGGAUGCGCCGAGGAUCGACGAGAUCAACAUCCUUCAGGCGACAAUGGAAGCCAUGGAAACUUGCGUGGAAGAACUUACAGGGAACGGACGUGAUCAUCCGCCAUACAUACUGAUUGAUGGAAACAGGAUUCCAGGCGGUCUCUCUGGAAAACACGCGAGGAGUGUGGUCAAGGGCGACGCCGAAAGCCAUGUAAUCGCCGCUGCGUCCAUUUUGGCAAAGGUGACGAGGGACCGGCUAAUGGAGGAUUACGACAAGAGAUGGCCGCUUUACGGAUUCAAAGACCAUAAAGGCUAUGGGACUGCGUCACACACGGCGGCAUUGCUGAAACACGGCCCUUGUGACAUCCAUAGACGCUCUUUCGCACCCUUGAGAAAUCUGAUUCUCGAUAUGUAAAUAGGCAGCUCAAAAAGCUCGGGCGUUUCGCCCGCAUUUUUAAGUCAAGAGUAUACAAAUACAAAUUUUCGCUGGCA